AGCUCGUGUGCGCGGCCUGUUGUGACUUGUGAGCGCGUGGCCGUCGUCCGGACCGUUCUACCGUUGGUGCAGUACUACUUUGCAUUGUAGUUAACAGCGUUCGUGCUUAUAGUUAGGCGCCACCGCGAAAAAGGGUUAUUUUUUAAAUUUUUUCAGAAUAUAGGUGUCACUACAGAGAACUGUGGUCCAAACAGAAAACGAGAUUUUCGGACGCGUUUAGACUACCUGUCUACCGACCGUCGAACACACCCUCCUCAAAGAUUUUGAUAAAUUUUCAACUUGGAGCGCUUUUCCAGGUUACCGCCAUCGAAUUUUCCCACAGACAUGGCCACCACAUCCUCGGGCGCGUGGUCGACGUCUUCGACUAGUCAAAAACACGAAGAGACCGGCAUCGAAGAACCUCCGACUUGUGAAUCACCGGAACCGAUGUCCUGUUACUUGCACCACGAUCCCGACCAUCCUAUGUCGUCGUUUUCCGUCAUCAACAAGAUGCGAGUCAACAUCCAACUCUGUGACGUUUCUCUUCGAGUCGGUAACAGCGUAACAAAAGCUCACAGAUUGGUGUUAGCCUCUUCCAGUCCUUAUUUUUACGCAAUGUUCAACGAUGACAUGGCUGAAAAAUUACAGUCCGAAGUCGAACUACAUGACGUAGACUUGGGCGCUCUACAACUUUUAAUUGAAUAUUCAUAUACUGGACAAGUACACAUAACAGACGAAAAUGUUCAGGUACUUUUACCCGCGUCUUCAUUGCUCCAGAUAAACUCUGUUCGAGACGCGUGCUGUACAUUCCUGAUGAAACAGUUACAUCCGACUAAUUGUCUGGGUAUCAGACAAUUUGCCGAGACGCAUUCGUGCAACGAACUGAGGACCCGAUCACACCGCUAUGCAUUACAAAAUUUCGAAGAAGUGGUGAAAACUGAAGAAUUUCUUUUUCUAUCGUUCUCCGAGGUCGAAGAUUUAGUAUCUAACGACAAAUUGAAUGUUGUGUCCGAAGAGCAGGUUUUUGUGGCUGUCAUGGAUUGGAUCAAACACAAUCCCUCCGAACGAUCGCAAUACAUUGCUCAGCUUUUGGGACACGUGCGACUAGCCCAAAUGUCAAAGAUGUUCCUGUUGAACGUAGUCGAAACGGAACCAUUGGUGCGCAGUGAACCUAGUUGCAAGGACCUGUUGUUAGGUGCCAUGAAGUACCAUUUGUUGCCAGACCAAAGGUCUGAUUUUGCUAGUAAGCAGACCGAACAAAGGAGCCCGGAUGGACUUAUGCCGUACAUAUUUGCCAUUGGAGGAGGUAGCUUGUUCACUAUACACAGCGCCGGUGAGUGUUAUAACCCUAGACACGACCGUUGGCUGCCGAUCGCGCCCAUGUCCAAAUGUCGAAGUCGUGCGGGUAUCGUGUCUUUGGGCAAAUUGAUCUACGCUAUCGGAGGAUACGAUGGCAUAGUGGACCUUUCUUCGGCUGAGUGCUACGACCCAAACUGCAAUAAGUGGUCGGCGGUCACGUCACUAGGCACGAAGAGGAGUUGUUUGGGAAUUAGCGCUAACCAUGGAUUGCUGUAUGUUUGCGGUGGUUUUGAUGGCGCAUCCUGCCUGAGCAGUGUGGAACGAUACGACCCACUAACCGGCGUUUGGUCAUCGUGUCCUAGCAUGACCACCCGUCGGCGGUAUUGCCGCGUAUCCGUCGUUGACAACUGUCUGUAUGCUUUGGGAGGCUUUGAUUCGACCAACUACCAGUCAACAGUGGAGAGGUAUGAUCCCAGAAUGAGCAAGUGGAUGACCGUGCCGGCCAUGAGCAGCAGGCGUAGUAGCUGCGCCGUAGCCACGUUGGACGAUAUGCUUUAUUGCGUGGGUGGCAACGACGGAACAAUGUGCAUGUCGAGCGGCGAACGGUUGAAUGUCAGGCGGAAUGCUUGGGAGCCCAUAGCUACCAUGCAGUGUCGCAGGGCCACCCACGACAUGGUCGAACUGGACGGCGGGCUGCUGGUGCUCGGCGGCAACGACAGCAAUUCGAGUCUGCACUCGACCGAGCGGUACGAUCCGCGGAUCAACCGGUGGACCAUGUCGACGCCGAUGCCGACGCGCCGGAGCUCGGUGGGCGCCGCUCUCCUGUACUGCUUCAACAUGGACGGCAAGCUGACGACGGCCGCCACCGCCGGCGCCGCCAUCCUCAGCGGAGGCGUUGCGAUGGUGACCACCGCCGGUUCCGGCACGGCGUCCGUCACCAGUUCGCCGUACAAGUCCACGGCCACGUCUGUAUGAUUGCCGUGGUCGACCACCAGCGGUUGGCGGUCGAACAACAGCAGCGAUUCCGAACGUUCUCACUCGUUGCCAAACUGACCAGCGAACGUUUACGUCGCGCCCGUCGAAACACCAGAAACCUUUUCAAUUGUCUGGCAGCUGCUGUUUGCAGAACGAAAACGUUCACGACAUCUGCACACGCUGCGUAUUUGCCGAACGAUGGAAAUCGCCGCGGUGUAUUCAAAGAUAUUAAUUAUUAAGUAUAUUCUCGCGAACGACGAAUUAGUCGGUAUCUAUUCGCAUUUUCCGAGUUCCACUUAUUCUCUCUUUCUCUCUCUAUUUGCUUGCUGUCGAUAUCGUCUACGAUUGUGUUGAUAUAAUCUAUUAGUCUAUUUAUCGGUACGGUAUAUCGCAGCAUCCGGCGUUAUAAAUAAUAUGACUGGACCUGGAGCAAUGGUGCGGUUUAUCGCUCGUUCGCUUUUGAACAAUAAUAAAUUUAUCGAAUAUGAUACUAUAAAUUCAUUAAUAUGACGCAUAACAUAUAUAUUAUUUAUACCUAAAAAAAAAUUUAUUUCGGACGGACAUUCAAAUUACCAUUUUAUUUGGGGGACCAAAAUGCUCAUCCAAUGUAAAUUACGCAUACGAUUUCUUAACGCCGUACCUAUAAUAAAUACCUACUUAAUGUUGAUUUUUAUUGGUUCCUAAUUAAUUUACCUUUUUUUGUUAUUAUUAUUAUUUAAGCACAUUUUUAUAUUAUAUAUAUACCAGCAGAUUUAACGCGUGUCCUUUUAUAUUAUUAUUACAUAUACAUACAUAAAUAUUUGGCUUGUCUAUAUGUUUGUUUUAGCGUUUUUGUUAUAUACGUUUGUACCAAUUAUUAAACUUUUUACUGUGAUGGAUAAUAAUUAUAAAUUUGUA
This is a messenger RNA of Rhopalosiphum maidis (corn leaf aphid), 3150 nucleotides long. Its product is annotated as kelch-like protein 17. The record is from RefSeq and is a predicted model, not a curated record. Gene Ontology annotation, molecular function: protein binding. The coding region runs from base 325 to 2253 and encodes 642 amino acids. The transcript is spliced from 12 exons. Lineage: Eukaryota; Metazoa; Arthropoda; Insecta; Hemiptera; Aphididae.